AUGACCGACUAUAAGACGUUUAUUAUUACAUUAAAGGACUCUGUCCUAGAUCUCCACAUUGAGCAGUUCAAGAAAUCAGUGGAGGAUCUAGGUGGUAAAGUCACUCAUGAGUUUAAACUCAUUAAAGCAUUCACUGUACAGAUACCAGAUUUGCACAUAAACAAGUUGACUUCCCUACAUAACGACAAUAUCGCUAGUGUCGAAGAGGACUCUACAGUUCACGCUAACUAG
Messenger RNA from Tetrapisispora phaffii CBS 4417, 231 nucleotides. It is a transcript of the gene PBI2, whose product is annotated as Pbi2p. The record is from RefSeq and is a predicted model, not a curated record. Bases 1 to 231 code for a protein of 76 amino acids. Gene Ontology annotation, molecular function: endopeptidase inhibitor activity. Gene Ontology annotation, biological process: vacuole fusion, non-autophagic. The transcript has a single exon. Lineage: Eukaryota; Fungi; Ascomycota; Saccharomycetes; Saccharomycetales; Saccharomycetaceae.